Molecule: messenger RNA, 204 nt
Organism: Penicillium verrucosum
Lineage: Eukaryota; Fungi; Ascomycota; Eurotiomycetes; Eurotiales; Aspergillaceae
Exons: 2
Coding region: 1-204 (67 amino acids)
Source: RefSeq, a predicted model, not a curated record
AUGUGGUGGAUAAAUGCCCAGAAGACGCCCGAGAGACUAAAUGAGUUUACCUUUGUAGUAUACCCGCUCUCCAAGCCAGUCGUGGAGAUGCGCAAUGUCUUAUUUCCAUUGCUUGUCAUGUUGGGAUCCCGAAACCACGACGACGAUAAUAAGAACUUACACAGCAUGCGUAACGGUGGAAUGGGUCCCGAUAAAUUACCAUAA